CUGUCCGUCGUGUUGCUGAGAGUAGUCCUCUUUUCCAACUUGCCCUGAUAUUUCAAAUAUUUCGUGAUUCAUUACCGUCUUUCUUCAACAGGUUGUCUCUAAUUUAGAUCAGCAAACUUCGUGACUGCUGCGUUAGUGAAAUUCAAGUGGACUUGCUACUAAAAUACUGAUAUUUUCAAUGUUAUUUAACGGGAAUCGCUAAAAUACUUACACGUAUUAAAGUGAAACGAAUAAGAAAUGAAAAUAAGAGAGAUUCUUACACGAGUUUGUCAGUAAAUCUGAAUGAAUCAGAAUCGUUGCUUCGGGUGAUAUGGAAGAACAUUGAAUAUAACUGAUAAAAGGCUACGAAUAAUUUCGAAUCUUGAAAGGACAAUUUUCCAAUGAGGAUUAAGGAGAAUAUAAUGUCUACAGCCUGAUAUUUUCAGACUCGUCUUGCCUUGGCAGAUGAUCAUACAUAUUGACAAUGACGAAAUUUUAUGUAAUAUUUCUUUUAAUAUGUGCGUCUACCGCCGACGUGUCUAAUGAUUGCGACGAUCCUAACUGGCACACGUUGGAAACGUUGGAGAGCGCCAGAUUGGAAUGUGGACCGUUUUUUAAAAAUCGUUGUUACUGUAUGAGAACAUGUUACGAGCACCAUCAUCAAUAUGUUGUUAACUGCACUAAUUCGAAUUUUCUUAACACUGAACCACUGGCACACUUACCGAAUGAAACACAAGUGCUAAUUUUUACCGGAAACUAUCUUGAAGAACUUCCAUGGAACGUAUUUGGCACCCUGGAUAGUUUACCUGAUCUAAGAGUAAUCGAUAUGUCCAGGAACAAAAUUCGUGAAAUUCGAGGAAAAGCGUAUCACCACGUUCAACGGGUGGAACGACUGAUUCUAGAUUUUAAUGAAUUAUCCUUAGAUCCUGCAAAAAACCAUCCCAGAGUGUUCUCCAAUUUUGUAUCCCUUUUGGAACUCCACUUAACUGAUGCUUUUGAGGAUGACCCACCAAAUCUUGCAGCUAUGUUACAUAAUAUUUUUGUGAAUAGUAAUUUAACACAACUAAUAAAAUUACAUUUGGAGCAAAAUGAAAUAUCAGAGUUUCAUGAUUCCAACGUUUUCUGUGAUCUACCAAAUCUUUUGGAUCUCUAUUUAGGUGACAAUGCACUGACAGCUCUGCACUUUAACAUUUCAUGUCUCCGCAAUCUUCGAUUCUUGGAUCUCCAACGAAAUAAAUUUAAGAGAAUUCUUGAACGUGAUUUGCACGCGAUGGACACGAUCGUUAAGCACAAUCAACAGAUAGUAGUGGACUUCACCGGAAAUCCGUUAGACUGUUCCUGUAAACUCAAUCCAUUUAUUAAAUGGAUGAAGAAGACUAAAGUAUUUGUUCGCAAUAAAAACAAUUUGAAGUGUUAUAAAGGUGAUACACCUCAUGAACUUCACGAGACAAAAAAUUGCACGCCAAAAUUGUUCUCAUCAGCUUCACGCAGCGCAACCGCCUUACUAUUCUUUCUUUCAUUAGUGUUGAUAGGCCUUGUAUGCGCUUUGAUAUACCUUCAACGUGCAAAACUACAGAAAAAAAUCGAGCCUAUAUUGGAUUCUGUGAACAAAAGGGUGCGGUACACUUCAAUAGCGACUGGUGAUAAUCGCGAAGAAACAAUUAUUGUCUUUCAGAAUUUCUUAGCCACUAAAAAAAAAAUGUCGUUAACCAGGCGGCUUCAUCUCGACGAAAUUGUCACAUCAUUUCCAGAGUUAGGGCCCACAGUACCUGACGGUGGCUACUCAUGGAUUGUUCUAUCUGGAGUAUUUUUGGUCCAGAUGACAAUUCCAAGUAUUUUUGCAAUGUAUGGAAUAGUACUGGCUUACAUACAUGAAAACAAUACUAAUAACUCUGAUAUAUUAAGUGAGAAAAUUAUGUUGACACCAAUACUGUUUACUGCUUUCUGGAAUUUAUCAGAUCCUUGGGCAAAAAUGAUUGUGAGUAUGUCAUCAAUUCCUCGCUUGGUAGGAGUAAUAGGAGUGAUUUUAUUAGCAGUUGGAACCAUAGCAUCGGCAUACCUUGCAACAGGUGGAGUCGGUGCAUAUUUGACCAGUGGCAGUGCAGGUGCAGUAAUGGGAAUAGGCGCUAGUUUUGUCGUCUUACUGAGCGAUUACGUUCUGCGAAAAUAUUUUCGGAAGAAGCUUCUUUUAGCGCUAACAGUGAGAAACAUUGCAACUUCAUUUGGUCUUGUACUCGUUCCAAGCAUCACAUAUUUACUGUUAUACAAAGCCAGACUGAAAUCUGGUCUCCAAUUAAUGACCCUUAUACUACUGCCUGCUACUCUUGGGACAUUAACUUUUAGGCUGCCUACUCAGCAACAAACUCCUUACAGUCUUCUCCUUUCAACCGAAGACACCGAACUUCCCAUAAGAAUCUCUUCAGAUGUUUCUAAAAGCGAACAGCAAUUAAGUAAUCAAGAUGAGAUAGAAAAUUCAGAAUACGGUCAAACCGAUGAAAGAAUACAACACGGUGGAGGAUUAUUGAAUGAAGGAAGUAACAUGUAUGCUUACGAAGAUCUGGAUGAAGACGUAGAUUUAUUUGUUAAUCCAGUUAGUCACUCAAACAGUAAUUGGAAGUAUCAGCUUUGUGCUCUAAAGAACUUCAGAUUGUGGGCUGCAAUUGUUGGCUGGAUCGGAAUGAAAGCGUCUACUCUCUAUUUUUUGAUUCUAUUUCCUCUACUCAGUAGUAGAAUCGUAGAUGAUCCUUACAUUUGGAUGCCGUUAUUUAUUACAGCAAGCUUUGCUACUUUUCUACCAAAUCUGAUCAGUUAUAAAAUAUUAAAAGCCACCAGUCAGAAUAGAAGAUUGUAUUUUGGUACAGCAUCUUGGAUUUGUGGUACGAGUUUAAUAGGUAUAAUUUACGCGAAUAGUUACUCGUGGAUGCUGAUUUGUGCCCUUUUAGGUGGUAUUAGUAUUGGUAGCUUGUUAAGUUGCCAAGAUUUAGCUUUGUACGAUGUUCUCGGUGUUGAAACAAUGCAUUCUGCUCAUAGAGGAUUAUCAACCAUCGUGGGUUUAUGUAUACUGAUCUUUUGUUUCAUACACAACAUAACCAUCUGUUUGAGUGUUACAGCGCUCUUACAAUUUCUCGGUGCACUUUAUUGGAUCUCCUCACCUGUGCUGAACUUAAUUAAAGAAACACAGUAUAGAUCAUUUCACACGAUGAGCAGAACAAGUUGAGACGAAACAUGAUAAAAACAAUUUUACAUUUAAGAAUAAUAAUUGUACCUUAUAUUUUAUCUUAACGAUAUGUACAGACGUUUAUAUUAAUCACAAUAAUCUGUUAUCUAAAAAUAAAAAUAGUACAUAUAUAGGUAUAUAAAAUCGUAAAAAUAGACAUUUUAUAGAAAUUAAAAAAUAGGCGACGAAUAUUGUCUAAUAUAAAAGGAAUAAAUAUUUCACAGUAAUAUCUCGAAUGAUCUUUAUAGAUUCUCGUUUUAAUUUUUCCAUACUCUUAUCUUAGUUAUAUUAAAAAUAUUUUGAAAUGCAAUUUACUCGGUUCUAAGAGGAAUAUGUUACACUCUGGAAAUGUUAACAGUAAUUUAUUUCUUUUUAGACUAAGUUUCAUUUAAAACAUUUCGCUUAUAAUAUUAAGUAUUCAUAUUAAUUCGGUGCGAUACGAUUUCUUAAUUACUAUUUGAAAUAUUCCCGUAUUUCCCGUAUAAAUGUCUUUUGAAAAAUAUUUCAAAGGAUUUCAAGAUAAAAACGUGGAAAAAUUAAAAUGGAAUACCCUGUACAUACAUAUACAAAUAAAAUACAUAAUUUUGUAAUGCAUGGUGA
Molecule: messenger RNA, 3796 nt
Organism: Osmia lignaria (orchard mason bee)
Lineage: Eukaryota; Metazoa; Arthropoda; Insecta; Hymenoptera; Megachilidae
Source: RefSeq, a predicted model, not a curated record